GUACUAUAGCAUUGGUCGCCAGCCCCUGCAGGCUGUGUUCCGGGAAACUGCUCACAGUAAAUGCAGCGGCGAUAACAAAUACUACGAAAGGCAACCAGUCAUAAUACUGACAAUCCCUACCUGUCAGCUAUGUCUUACCAUGAAAAGGUCGUGGCCACGCUGCUCCCAACGACUGCCAGCUGUAAUCGUCUAGCUACCCCCUAGACGCACCCUGAGCCGCUUCGCUAAGCCGGGAAGUACCACAUUGCCUAUUGUCAUUCUCACUCACUAGGAGACCGACGGGGAAGGAAGGUCACGAAGGGUCUCAGUCCGCCUCUUUGGGCCGGAGAAAAAAAGGCCGAAUGAGAAGAACGACGCGUGUUUUUUAUUUUUAAACAGCCGUCUAAUAAGGGUGCCAGGAUUUAACUUGCUUUGUGUUUUGGAGUGUGGUUAAAUUCAUUUGGAUCUGAAAAUAAACCGACAGGAUAUAGGUGGUCGCACGGCGACAGACGAAGAGUGAAAACAAGCGGCAGAAAAAAAAAACACAAAGCGGGAGAAAAGCAAAAUCAAAGGGAGCGAGGCCUCACGGGGCAAGAUGGCGACAGCGGCGGGCCCCGGCAACUCCACAGGUUCAGUUGCCCGGAAGCUGACUGCCUCUGAGAUUCCAGGGUCCUCUGGACUACAUAAAGAACACACUAUAAAAAGGAUUGGACACAGAGGUGUUGAUCAUACUGGAGAAACUACUUAUAAAAAAACCACUUCUUCAGCUCUGAAAGGUGCUAUUCAACUUGGCAUUGCACAUACUGUGGGAGGCCUUGCCCAAAAAGCUGAGCGAGAUGUUCUGAUGCAGGAUUUCUAUGUGGUUGAAAGCACUUUCUUUCCUGGGGAAGGCAGCAAUCUAACUCCAGCUCAUCAUUAUGGAGAUUUUCGUUUCAAGACCUAUGCACCAGUGGCUUUCAGAUAUUUUAGGGAACUUUUUGGGAUUAGACCCGAUGACUAUUUGUAUUCAUUAUGCAAUGAGCCUUUAAUAGAGUUGUCAAAUCCAGGUGCCAGUGGCUCAGUUUUUUAUGUCUCCAGUGAUGAUGAAUUUAUAAUCAAGACUGUACAGCACAAGGAAGCAGAGUUUUUGCAGAAACUUUUGCCAGGAUAUUAUAUGAAUCUAAACCAGAACAAGCGCACACUGCUUCCAAAGUUUUAUGGGCUUUACUGCAUGCAAGCAGGAGGAAAGAAUAUCCGUCUUGUAGUCAUGAACAAUUUGCUACCCCGCUCUGUGCGAAUGCACCUAAAGUAUGAUCUCAAAGGCUCUACCUACAAGCGCAGGGCUUCAGCCAAAGAACGUGAAAAGAAGUUGCCUACUUUCAAGGACCUGGACUUUAUUAAUGACAUUCCUGAUGGACUGUUUCUUGACGCAGACAUGCAUAAUGCCCUCUGCAAGACCAUCCAGCGGGACUGUUUGGUACUACAGAGCUUCAAGAUUAUGGAUUAUAGUCUCCUUGUGGGAAUUCAUAACUUAGAUCAAGCCCAACGAGAAAAGGAAGCUGAAGCAAGUCUUGGCCGGCCGGAUGGUGGUGGUGCACAAGAUCGACGGAAACCUGUGGGGCAAAAGGCACUUUACUGCACAGCAAUGGAGUCAAUCCAAGGAGAAGGCUGUGCAGGAGGUAGCAUUGACACAGAAGACCAAAUGGGAGGUAUUCCAGCCAGAAACUCCAAAGGAGAGCAGUUGCUUGUCUAUAUUGGAGUCAUUGACAUUCUUCAAUCAUAUAGGCUUGUUAAGAAGUUGGAACAUUCAUGGAAAGCACUUGUUCAUGAUGGAGACACUGUGUCAGUGCACAGACCAGGUUUCUACGCAGAAAGAUUUCAAAAGUUCAUGUGCACCACAGUCUUUAAGAAAAUCCCAUUGAAACCUUCACCCUCAAAGAAGAGUCGACGUGGUGGCCAAGCUGGUACCAGAAGAAAUCCUUCAGGGGCUGCUAGCACUUCAGCUCAUGCUCAGUCACAGCUGGAUGCAAAAGCAGUAUAUUAUAGCCAUUAUCAGCAGGUUACAACUGAAGCAGAGGUAGAGCACAGCAUGCAAUCUGGACGCCCUGACUUGCUCCCACGGACACUUCCUUUAGACGAAGUCACCAGUAACUUAGCAGAAAUGAAACUUGAUGUUUCAUCGGGCAAUUCUGAGUUGAUAUCACCCACUCAAAGGUCAGUAGGUGUAGAGGUUCACAAGUCUGAAAGCAUAGAGCUUAAUGACACCUCAAUGGAUAGCCAAGCUAGAAGUGAUUUAUCAGUAAAUCAUGAUGACCUUUACAAUCAGGAUGCAGUUUCACUGAAUGACAUUAUGCCUGAAACAAAUAUCAGCUUUAUGGUGCUUGAAAGUACUAUGGUUUGUGUGGACAACAGUGAAUACAUGCGUAAUGGAGACUUCCUUCCAACACGUCUACAGGCACAACAGGAUGCUGUCAAUAUUGUAUGCCAUUCAAAAACGCGCAGUAAUCCAGAGAAUAAUGUAGGACUAAUUACACUUGCCAACAACUGUGAAGUACUAACAACUCUUACCCCAGACACUGGGCGCAUCCUGUCCAAGCUGCAUGCUGUCCAGCCUAAGGGGAAAAUCAGCUUUUGCACAGGAAUCAGAGUGGCACAUUUGGCUUUGAAACACAGACAAGGAAAAAAUCACAAAAUGAGGAUUAUAGCCUUUGUGGGAAGUCCCGUAGAAGACAAUGAGAAAGAUCUUGUGAAAUUGGCAAAACGCUUGAAAAAAGAGAAAGUCAAUGUAGACAUUAUUAAUUUUGGCGAAGAGGAGGUGAACACAGAAAAACUGACAGCAUUUAUAAAUACUCUGAAUGGAAAAGAUGGGACAGGCUCUCACCUAGUCACUGUACCACCUGGUCCGAGUCUUGCUGAUGCUCUCAUAAGUUCACCAAUCCUUGCUGGUGAGGGUGGUGCAAUGUUGGGUUUGGGAGCCAGUGAUUUUGAGUUUGGAGUAGACCCAAGUGCCGAUCCUGAACUUGCUUUGGCCCUGAGAGUGUCUAUGGAAGAGCAGCGACAAAGACAAGAAGAAGAAGCACGGCGUGCUGCAGCUGCUUCAGCAGCAGAGGCUGGCAUUCCAACAACUACUGGUGAUGAAUCAGAUGAAGCCCUUCUGAAGAUGACUGUUAGCCAGCAAGAGACAGGAAGCACCGGCCUACCUGAUUUCAGUAGCAUGACAGAGGAAGAACAGAUUGCAUAUGCUAUGCAGAUGUCUCUUCAAGGGGCAGAAUUUGGACAGGCUGAAAGUGCUGACAUGGAUACCGGAGCUGCUAUGGACACCUCUGAACCAAACAAGGAGGAAGACGACUAUGAUGUUAUGGACCCAGUGUUUUUGCAGAGUGUGCUGGAGAACCUUCCUGGUGUUGACCCCAACAACGAAGCCAUCCGUAAUGCUGUGGGAUCUUUAGCAUCACAGGCCACAUCCAAGGAUAGCAGUAAAAAAGAAAAGGAUGAAGAGAAAAAGAAAUAACUUUUUAAUGUUUCUUUGUAUUUUUGGGAAGGGAGUGACACGGUUUGUUUAAAGGUAUAGGUGUCAUGACCCUUCAAGAACAUGUGGACAUUCUCUUUAAUGACACCUAACUGCCCCAUCUCUUGGUGCCCAUUUGUUACAGACUACAGCAGCUGCACAGUUCUCUUUCAUGCUGGUUUUUUUUUUUUUUUUUGCUAAAUACCAUCUUUCUUCUGUUGUGGUUUUUUUUUUUUUUUUUUUUUUCAUGCAGAACCUAAAUAAUUGACGUUUAUAAAGUACACAGUUUUAGGUCUUCAAGUGGAAGGGAAAUGUUAACAUUCUGCCAAGUGUAAAAUAUCUGCUUCAUAGCAAAUGUGUAAACUAGAAUGUCAGAAGUGAAUGCCCUUGAUAUCUAUCACAACUUAGCAGCACUACCUCUUUCAUAAAAGCUUUUUUAUAGCUAAUCAAGGAUUUAAUUUUGAUCAUUUAAAUAAUGUUCCUCCAGUAUAUAAAGUAAAAUACCACAUUUUCAUUUACUUUUGUUUCUGGUGUGAAAUGACUUUGGUUUUGCCCUCUGGAUUAAUUAUUUCUGCUAAGUUAUCCAGAUAUUAUUACAUCAGGUGUGUUUUACAAGUUCCAUAAAUCGGUGCAGUGGAAAACUUGACACCUAAAGACACUAAAACCAAGGUACAUAAUUGGAAUUUCUAAGAGAGGCAGAUGGCAGUACAGCGAUACAUGCUCAGUAUUUUUGCCGUUCAUCAAGUUUAUUGUGUUUUAUUUCCCUCUACCAACCCUCUUUUUUUUUUUUUUUUUUUUGCAUACAGUGGGCCCAUAUUUACCUGAAAGGUAUGAAAGUGUACCAGUCAUGAAUUUUGAAGCCAAGAUAUUACAGGCAACUGUGUAUAUAAAUAUAUAUAGAAAGAGAGAGCAUUCUGACAUUUAGUUAAAUCUAAUACAUAUUGCCAUUGCUAAAAGAAAAUUAAACUAUGUACACAAACUAUUUGCUUACUUCUUUUUAUAUGGAUAUUGUAGAAUAUAAAAAUAACUCCACAUUUAUAUGCACUUAGUGUAGAAAAAAGCUGAGAUAUGUCUGGGUAUGAGUUUGAAGAAUCAUUUGCUUUGGACCUUAAUUGAAAAAUGUACUUUGCUCAUUGUACCCACAGCACUAUUGAUGGGAUUAAGUGAUGCCUUCCUUCCCUCCAUUUACAAAUUAAACUGUUCAUAAUGAUUGUUAUGUAGGCCUGGCUGAUAUCCUCUUAAUAUACUGAGAGUGCAGCCCAACAUUAAGUGGGUCUUAUUAAUUCAUUUUUUUGUUUUUUUUUCUGGUUAACAUUUUUUAUACUGGCCACAAAAUAAUUCUGCCGAUAGUUGGGGAUUGAGACCUGAGGUCUUUCUCUUAGUCUUGACUGUAUAUGAUCUGGAAAUGUUGAACAAAGACUGAGAGUGUGUGUGUGUCCAUUGUCAAGCUUAAAAAAAUGAAAUUAAAAUAAUUAAGCAAAACAA
Erpetoichthys calabaricus (reedfish) is the source of this 4951-nucleotide messenger RNA. RefSeq names its product putative PIP5K1A and PSMD4-like protein. Lineage: Eukaryota; Metazoa; Chordata; Cladistia; Polypteriformes; Polypteridae. Gene Ontology annotation, molecular function: phosphatidylinositol kinase activity. The transcript has 25 exons. The record is from RefSeq and is a predicted model, not a curated record. Bases 575 to 3469 code for a protein of 964 amino acids. Gene Ontology annotation, biological process: phosphatidylinositol metabolic process.